AUUGCUACGGCUUAUUCCUGAGCAUUUUUUGCGGGGUAUAAAGUGCCUUUAUUCUAUCUCCUGGACCGGCCCGCCAUCGUCCAGCACCUCAGAGGGCGAUGAAGAUUACUCAGCUCCACAUCUACCCCAUUAAGUCCCUUCGGGGCAUCUCCCUCCCCACCGCAACCUUCUGCGCGCAAGGCCUAGCCUACGAUCGACGAUACAUCCUCCUCAAGCCGUCUGCCAAUGGCACCUACAGGAACAUGUUCGUCGGCGAGAUACCGGAGAUGGCCCUCUUCCACUGCAAGCUCUCCACUUUGACCGAGAACCCAUGGAGUCACUUCACAGUCGACUACCAUCCACCAAGUCCUCCCACCUCUGGUCAAAACAGUCCAAUCGAAAUCCCUUUCUCUCCCAAUCUCGACUCCUCCGAGAGGAUCAAUAUCGAAAUACACACAGACCCCACCUAUCCGACCUACCGCAUGCCUGACGAGAUGAACAACUGGUUCAGCGAGUGCUUCGGGUACCCUGUCAUUCUCGCAUACCUUGGUGAUGGGCUCGGCAUAAAUAUGGAGAACGAGAAAGCGAAGAGCUGGAUAACUUCCAUUAAGCCCUUGAUACCCAAGCCAGACUCCGAUAUCAACUUCUCCGAUAGUGCUGCACUACUACUAUCUUCGGAAUCCUCCCUUGAAGAUCUACACCCCCGUCUUGGAGGUGAGAAAGCUGUUCUCGAGAAGUUUCGCCCCAAUAUAGUGGUCGAUGGAGAGGGGAAAGCGUGGGACGAGGAUUUCUGGGGCGAGGUGAAGAUUGUAAGAAAUGGUUUGAAUAUCGUACUCACAUCCAACUGCGCGAGAUGUACGAGCAUCAAUGUGGAUUUGGAUCGCGGAAAAAUGGGAGAAGGCGAAAGCGGAAGCUUGCUAAAGAAGAUGAUGAGAGAUCGACGAAUCGAUCCAGGUCACAAAUGGACUCCCAUCUUUGGGCGGUACGGCUUCCCAACGCAAGGAGGUGAGAUCAGAGUUGGCGACAAAGUGGUUGUCAGUCGGAGAAACAAGGAACAUACUGUCUGGAUGAUGCCUAGGCUGACACAUGUCGACGAAAUCACAGUGUAACAAAAGCCAGCCCAAGCUUACCUCCGAUCCUGCGCCUAAGUUUGCCCUUUUACCACGUAUCUGGAACCCAACAACGGCUGCCCGACAAUCGGCAUAGAAGCCGGGCGGAAGCAACAAAUCAACACAGAACCGCGAGGCUGAGUCUCCCGUGCCGUGGCAAUGCCAGCUGUCACGGCACACUACAUGCCAUCACAUACAUCUGCCGUGUCCCUCUCCAAACUCCCGGAACCAUUUCUGCUCCAGUUCUACUUCAGAUUACCCCAUCCUAUCCACUUUUCUAGCUCAAUUUCUCAAACCGGCAGGUGACACAGCAAUCGCCAACAGCCUUACAAG
Molecule: messenger RNA, 1421 nt
Organism: Hyaloscypha bicolor E
Lineage: Eukaryota; Fungi; Ascomycota; Leotiomycetes; Helotiales; Hyaloscyphaceae
Exons: 3
Coding region: 99-1088 (329 amino acids)
Molecular function (GO): molybdenum ion binding; pyridoxal phosphate binding; catalytic activity
Source: RefSeq, a predicted model, not a curated record